AUGCACUUGCCCCCGUUAGAUGUUGCAGUUUAUCCUGUUGUCGCCAUGAGCCGCGGUACAUACUCUGUUCGGCCUACUCGCCCUUCUUCAACUGUCUCCUCGUCAUCUUCCUCGUCGGCAUCAUCACGGACUUGUACUGCUACGCCCGAUUUUCCCAGCAUACAGAAGGCCAUCCGUACUGUCUUCCGCUCCUCCAGGAUCACGGUCCAGCAAGCAGAGCAUCUUCAAGGGCGGCUCCAUCAAGUCUACCUCACAAAGCUCACCGACAGCGGCUUACUCGUCAUAAAAUGCCCUCCAUCACACAACACUCGUCUACUACGACACGAAAAGCAUUUGCUAGAAACUGAAAGUAAAACACUCGAAACACUCCAUGAAUACACACAGAUCCCUGUUCCCCAAAUCAUCAAGUAUGACAAGCAGGGUGGACCACUAGGCUCACCCUUUAUCAUGAUGAACUAUAUUCCAGGCCGCAGACUCUCCGACCUAUCGCCUUAUCUCACAGCCAGCCAGCGAAAUACCAUUGACCGAACACUUGGCACUCACGUUCGCGCUCUCACAGGACUGUCAGCAACGCAGUUCGGCAUGACACACCGUGUAUUUGCCAAGAAAGGCAGCGACUCAUGGCGUGAGGCUUUCCUCGCACUACUCGAAGCCGCACUACGCGAUGCUGAAGAUAUGCUCGUUACCGUUCCCUACGACAGUAUCCGGUACUAUGUCGGCAAGCACGCUCACUUGCUGGAAGAAGUCAAAGAGCCGCGCCUUGUAGCUCUGCAUGCAUGCGACCCGACAAACGUCCUCAUUGACGAGACAACAAAGCAAGUUACCGGUCUCGUGGGCUUCUCUCACGUCAUCUGGGGUGAUCCGCUUAUGACUGGUGGCAUAGCGGAUGGGAGUGCGGCAUUUUUUGAGGGGCUAGGAGAGUGCCCUAUCAAAAUGGGUGGAGUCAAAGCGAGGAUGUCGAUGUACACGGUAUACAGAGCGACUGUAUGCAUUGUCGCGCAUCACUACCGACCACACUUUGGGAGCGAUGAGCUUGGAGCGCGUCGCGAUCUGAGCUAUGCGCUUAACGACCUCGCGGCCAUGUAA
Cucurbitaria berberidis CBS 394.84 is the source of this 1086-nucleotide messenger RNA. RefSeq lists its product as uncharacterized. The record is from RefSeq and is a predicted model, not a curated record. NCBI's taxonomy places the organism in Eukaryota, Fungi, Ascomycota, Dothideomycetes, Pleosporales, Cucurbitariaceae. The transcript is spliced from 2 exons. Bases 1 to 1086 code for a protein of 361 amino acids.